Gossypium raimondii (Peruvian cotton) is the source of this 1024-nucleotide messenger RNA. RefSeq lists its product as uncharacterized. The transcript has 3 exons. Lineage: Eukaryota; Viridiplantae; Streptophyta; Magnoliopsida; Malvales; Malvaceae. The coding region runs from base 105 to 455 and encodes 116 amino acids. The record is from RefSeq and is a predicted model, not a curated record.
AAUACAAAAACCAGAAACUGCAAAAAUCCAAAGAACAUGGCUCAAGACCAAACUGGGAACAUAAAACAUAAGAAAAAAAACUAGAAAAUACAACACCAACCCUUAUGCCCAAUCAAAUCAAUUCAUUUCACCCGUCCCAACAACAAUAUUCAUUUCCCCUACAACUAUUCCAGAACUCGGAGAGGAAGCAAUCAAGCUCCCCAUUCACUUCAAUGAUCAUCCCUCUCCCCUUUUCUCCUGAACUCUGCAACUCUUCUCAAUUCGGUUCCCUUGCCCAAUCCAUGUCCAGCGUUCACUCCGUAUAUCCAGGGAUGCUCCCCACCAGUUUAUUUUGCAGAGGGUAUUUUGAAGAAACGGAGCAGGGAUAUAUUUUUGUGGAGCUCGAUGUUCACGUUGCAGGCGAUUGCGGCGAUCAAUGUUCUCUUCAUUCGUAUGUGAGGGUGUGCAAAAUAUAGAUGAAAAGUCAUGUCUCAAACGCCAUCAAUGAACUUGAGCUGGGAGGAGUGGAGUACGACAGUGGAUACGGGCCAGGAUGAGUGGAGUACAGCGGUGGAUACGGGCCGGGAAGAGUGGAGUACGGCAGUAGAUACGGGCCGAAAGGAGCGGAGUAUUGAGAUGGAUACGAGCCAGGAUGACUGGAGUACUGAGGUGGUAGUGGGCUGAAGAUAUCAAACUCUGAAUGAUAUCCAUGGCCUGACGAGCCCGGGAAAUAGUCAUCGCCCCCAAAUCUGGAUGAUAAGAACUAUCCCUAGAGUGUAGUUUCAGCUCUACCUCCGACUCUAGCUCCGACUCUGGUGCAUGAUGCAAAUCUGGAAGGGGUUGCCCAAGUCAUGUCAUAUGCGGGGGGACUACCAUCAAACGCCCACCAAACAAAAAUGGUUUCCCUAUCUCACAGUACAACUAUAUGUACUCUAACGAGGGUUGCAAAUCCAAAGCACGAUCUAUCUGAGGUGCCCUCCCCAACCAGUUGUUCCACAUUGUAAUAUAUUCUCCAUGCACUUCUCCCCAAUCAUUUCCAUGCUUC